This is a messenger RNA of Dromaius novaehollandiae (emu), 5098 nucleotides long. RefSeq names its product transmembrane protein 53 (gene TMEM53). The record is from RefSeq and is a predicted model, not a curated record. The transcript is spliced from 3 exons. Bases 57 to 875 code for a protein of 272 amino acids. Lineage: Eukaryota; Metazoa; Chordata; Aves; Casuariiformes; Dromaiidae.
GCUUCCGGUGGGGCGAGCGGAAGCGCCGGGGGUGUGUGAGGAGAGAGCGGGCGGCUAUGGGGAGCCGCAGGCUGGAGGCGGCGGUGGAGCUGGUGGCGGAGAGCAGCACGGAGUGGGGGCCUGCAGGCAAUCAGCCUGUGGUGAUCCUUCUAGGCUGGGCAGGCUGUCAGGACAGAUACCUAGCCAAAUACAGUGCAAUCUACAGUCAGAAGGGGUGCGCCAUCAUCCGCUACACAGCUCCAUGGAAGAUGGUAUUCUUCUCAGAGUCUUUUGGCAUCAGAUCACUGCAGACCCCAGCUAGGAGCCUCCUGGAGCUGCUCUUCGACUACAGCAUUGAAAACAGACCUGUUCUGUUUCAUGUUUUCAGCAAUGGUGGGGUCAUGCUAUACCGCUAUGUCCUUGAGGCACUCCACAAAGAGCAGCCAUUCAGAAGCCUCAGAGUAGUGGGCACCAUUUUUGAUAGCGCUCCUGGCAGAAGAAACUUGAGAGGAGGCCUUCGUGCCUUGGGAACUGUCUUGGUAUCCACUAACGUGCUGCUCAAGUAUUUCCUCUUGUUCAGUUUUGCCACUACAGCUGUCGUGAUGAGGAUCAUCCUGUACCCACUGACCCGCUUCAUCCAUGAGAGCCAUUACGAUGCCCUGCUGAAAGCGCCCUCACGAUGGCCUGAGCUUUACCUCUAUUCCAAAGCUGAUGCAGUCAUUGAGGUCAGUGAAGUUGAGCACAUGGCCAAUGCCCGGCAGCGGCUUGGUGUCUCCGUGAAAACUGUAGACUUUUCAGACUCUGCUCACGUCAGCCAUAUGCGGGCAAAUCCCACCUAUUACAGCAAACUCUGUACGACUUUCCUGUCAGACUGUGUCAGGGGCUUACCUCGUUAGUGGUGUAAUGACCUUCUCUGUAUGCCUUUGCUUUGCUCAGAUUGUAUGGGAAAUGUCACCCCCUUGCCUCUGUAUUUUUGAAGUGAGGAAAGCAGAGACUUUCUCUGUUCUCAGCUUUUUUUCACCAGAUAAAUGUCUGAAAGCCUCCAGGCCAGCCUUUGGGCCAGUAAAGUCAUAGCAGCAAGUAGAUCUGGGGUAAUUUUAAGUACUGAAGGUGAAAUCCUAGCUUUACCUGCUUUACUAAGGUAUCAUGGACCAGAAUUUCACCUGGGAUGUUAUUUGUUUCUUCUUAUCCUGUGUUGUUCUCUGCUUUCCAUGCUGUGUCCUUGUCUCUGGUAUCUAAUGUGCAUGUUCUGUUACCUUGUACUGGUUCUAAUGUUACAGCUCUUCAAUAUAUUUGCUUUUUCUCUCUGCUAUUCCUUUCAUCUUGUAGUGAGCAAACAGAAGCUGCUCUGCAGAAUUUCCCUCUUCUCUCAGCGCAUUGUAACUAUUGUUGCAGUCGUUGCUGGAGAGCAGGCCCAGGAACCAAAUGUAAGAUCUGGAAGAAGCUUGUGCAUGGAAAUAUGACCAGACUGCCAUCUGGUUUCAUUAAAGAGCAUAGAUAGCACAGCCAAAGCACUGAUUCCCUUGCCCUGGGAGGGGGCUCAAAUGUUUGUGAUAACUUUUGUGUUCUUCAGCCAAAAGAUCAGGUUAAUCUUUUAGUUUCUCUUCCUUUUUCUUUCCUGUGUUCUCCUGAGCAGUUUUACUUUCCUGGAGAAAUGCUCAUUUAUUAUUGCAUGUCGUGGAGCAGCCUAGAUUGUGCAUCUGGGAAUGCAGGGAAACUGGCAUAGCUGUAACCCAAAAGACCUCAGAAAUAGAAAGGUGGAAUUGGAGAGAAAAAUGAAACUGUCUCUCGGAGCUAUGAUUUAUACUGGGUGUUUCUUAAAUCACUUCCAGUGAGCUAGCCCACAAAUGACCAUGAAAUUCAAUGUUUUUCCCCAUAAUGUUCUCUUCAGAUGAUCAGUCUUUGCUGUCUGUGCAGCAUGUACUUGUAAUGCAAAGAAAUUAUUUCAUUCUACCCAGUGAAAAAGUAGCUUGUUGCACUGCCUUUCAGCCAUGUUUGGUCUUGGGCUUUGUGAUUUGUUUUGGGGAGAGAUGGGGAUGAACUCGGAGGCAGAGCCUGCUAAUAAUGUAUUUCCUCUGUGUCACAGCAUUGCAAACUAAUUACAGAUGUAGUGGGCAUUUUUAGCCAACUUUAAGUUCUUACUCUCAGAUUGGCAGGAACGGGCCCUGGAGAGGCAUGGUAUAGGGCUCUUUGAACAACAAGGGGGCUGCCCUUGCGAGGUAAGAACAUGAAAAGCACAAGGAUUUUUAUGGGUGUUUGCUGCCUGUGCUUGACUCGCCCACCCUUGGGGUGCUGUCAUCCACAGUUACAAGGCACUUGCUGUUCUGAAUGGAAACACAGACAGAGACAUCUCUUGGGAAGCGCUAAAAUUAUUUCUAAGUUUAAAACAUGAACCCUAACACCUCACACAAGAGGCAACGCAGGAUGAGUUGUGGUCUGUGGCUAGACCAACUGUUUUUAGCAGAAUAAUGUGGCAACAGUUACUUAAAACUAAGAAUAACCCCAUGUUGGGCAUGCCUUUAAAGGGUGGAUUAGGGUGUAUAGGAUAUGUGAGAAUUGGCUGAAAAGGGGCUGACUGCUUGGUUUAUUUUCAAUUAUUUAAGUGAAAACUGUCUCCAAGCAUGGGAGCCCUUGCUGCUUGGGGCACAGUCUUGCGUAGGUGUGAUCUUUGAGUUUUCACUUCUACUGUGAAGAUCAGCUGUGUGGGCUACCCUGUGGUAAGAGAGCCUUCAAUAUGCUGCUUUUUGUAAAGAAAUUCUUGUUUCGAGGGUUUGGACCUAUGAAAUCCAGACAUGGUCCCCUAUCCCAGGAAGUCUAUCAGAGAUCUUUUAGGUUUUUAAGCCUGAAUCCGGCUUGUGCUGUCAGUGCCAUAACUGCUAAGCUGUGAUCUGUUUGCUUGCCUUCCUGGAGAGCUGUGCUGUAUCUUUCUUUCGAGCAUCCAGCCUGUUUGUGGGACUGUGAAAGUUCUUAGGGAGCAGAGGUGAUAAAGGUAUUUAACUAGCACUUGCCCUCGUGCUGGUUUCUACGGGUUCAGUAUUUAUAGAACACUUAAACACUUCAUAAUAUACGUCUCUGAAUUAAUACAGUUGUGCUGGACUGGGAAUCUGCUGUUGCUGUUUAUUGCCUUGGGUGUUGAACUUCUCUGUGUGCCUUUUUAAGCACUUGGGCUGCUGUGGAGCAUGGUUGGCAGGUGUUGGAGCUAAAACCUCUGUCUCUCUGCGACAGGAUGGUCAAAAUCCCUCUGGGAAGAGCCCCACACUCAUGUCACCUACACCUUUAACCUCCCCCUUCAUCUCUGCAACAGGAUUGCCACUCCCUACCUCCUUCUAGCCGUGUCCUCCAACUCUGUGCUUUCCAGUGCCGCAGCGUGUGCUACCUGCCUGCCUCCAAGGUCUGGGUCCCUCUGCAUCUUUGCUCCAGUGUGCGUAUACCUACAUACAGGCUUCAAAAGCUCCAUGCCCUCAUCCCUUUUCACUGGUCCUUACAGUGUUUAUGUGCCAUUGGCACCUCAGCACUGCACUUGGCUGGGGGCAACUAGAUCAGCCCUCAUUUCCAGGCCAAGCUGCAUGUUUGCAGCUUACUGGCCUCUUUGGCUUUAGGAUGCAGUGCGCUUGGUGCAGCGAGUAGCCCUGGCCUGUGACGGCGGAUCAGCUGUUCCUGUGAUCAGGUCCCCCAGAGCAGGAGCGAGGCCGUGGCAUUGCAGUGCUGACAGCACGUGCCUUCUGACGGAGCACUGCAUUCAAAGAAGUCGCAUGAUGUGCUUCACUUGUACCAUAGUCCUGCCACCCCAAACUGCUGGUGUGACAGGGGGCACCUUUGAAAGAGGUGGAGAGUGCCCAGGUAGCUGAGUUGCACUUCCCUAGGCCACCCUAUGCUACACGAACAGGAAUUUAUUCAUGCGCACUUCCACCAUUACAAAAACUAUUUAAAAUUCAGGGGUAAUUCAUGUAUCCACCUUUCUCAAAGAGCAGUGGGGGGAUCGCUAGCAGGCGAGUGAUUUACAGAGGAAGUCAUCAGCACCAAUCUUCUGGGUAGGUUUAGUUUUCCAUAUCCCAGCAAGUUUUAAUCAUGAUUAUGAGCAGUGUGUUAAAUGUAUUGUGUGAUAUAUUGCCCUUUUCUUCCCUAUACAGCAUGUAUGUUUGCCCCCCUUUUCUGCCCUCUGUAUUUCUGUUGUUUGUUAUUUGAAACAGAAGGUUAAUAACUUGGAGCCUGAAGGCACACAGCCAGGAACUGAUCCAAGCUCUACUGGAUUUUUAAAAAACAACCUCUAAUCCUUGCUAAACUGUCACAGUUUGGUGCAGCCAGUGUUCCUAGAGAGCUUCAGCCUCAACAACGAGAGCCAAAGAUUGGGAUAUCUUGGUAAAUCGGAGUAAUCUCCGAGACUAAGGGAGGGGUAAUGCAGAUCAGCACUUUGGGAGAAAACGCAGCCCCCUCGACUUGCUUUGGAGGUAGGGGACAGGAUGUGACAUUGGCAGUCACCUGCCAGUUUUCCUGCCAGCCUGCAGAGCCCUAAGUUCAUUUUACUGCAGUCAAACCCUCAAGCGGGGCCUGUGGAGCUGCGCAGGUGAAAUACCAGCUGCGGUGGGAGAGGAAGAUGCCCAGCGUUCCCAGGGGCCAGCUGCUGGCAUUGCGCAUUUCCUAUCUAGGUUAAUUUUGCAAGAGCGCAAAUUAACCUUUCCUCAUGAACAAAAGCCAUUUGCGAGUGUUUCCUGCAAGGGAGCUGGCUGCGUGCUCGGUCCCAUGUGCAGCCUUUUCUGCACAGGCACUGGCGAUGUUACGGAAAGGCUUAUAGAAAGAAAAAGGCUGCUUAAUUAGUGGUCAAGGUGGUUGUGGGCCUUGCCUGGAGAGCAUUUAGCCUCCUCUGGCAGGCGGUGAGAGGGCACCCGCACAGCCAGGGUGCCCGUUUGUGGAGCUGGGGAGGCUGCAGAGGUGCCCUGGGUGGUACCGGGGGCCACGAACCAGCCCAGGCACGAGCCGGGUUUUAGACCAGUGGGAAGCUUGUGACGAGGGAAGAAGGCAAACCAGGCUGCUGGGUAAAGACUGAUGUGUGCCCACACCUCCUAAAGGCUUUUUAAAAAACUCCUCUUGUAUGUUCAGGAAAUAAACUGUAGAGACUGAG